AUGGAACAAGAACUGCAAGUAUUUUUUUCUCUAUUAUCUGUUUUGUCGCCUUAUAUAAUUUGUUUAGGAAAGAAAAGGACAUUGGCCAACAUGGGCCAUGGUUCUAGUUGCAGUUUGCAUAGUGCUAUCAUUGCUUGCUUUUUUGUUGGGAAACUUUAUCACAAAGAAAACAGUUACUAACAGGUAAACUAGUUUUCUAAGUUUUACUUUUCGGAGAGCUUUAUCAUUUCUGUCUAUAUCCGAUCUUGUCUUCAUGACAACAGCAAGACUACUAAAAAUCAAGUUGUAUUCUGGAAAUUUCUAUUCAACUUCAAACCAUAUUGUCCACAACUUUUGCCAAACAAUUAUUGCUAAAACAUCUAAACUAACAAAUGAUUUAUUACUGCUAAAUGUGUUUGUUUUACAGAAACAAAAGUCUCACACGUCAAAAUGGCAAAGAACGCGAGAGAAAAUGGGGAGCUGGCUUUUCAGGCGGAUUGUGGGCUGCAGCUUGA
Caenorhabditis sp. 36 PRJEB53466 is the source of this 494-nucleotide messenger RNA. The record is from the annotation of a GenBank genome assembly. Lineage: Eukaryota; Metazoa; Nematoda; Chromadorea; Rhabditida; Rhabditidae.